GCAAGUAGUUCGUUCAGUGUGGCCGCAGUCUUGUAGCGGUCAAGGCUCCGCGGCGAACGCCCGUGCUUUUAAAAAAAAUAACUUCAAGAAAAAGCGCGCGCCUUUCAAAAAAAUAUACUCAACGUACGUUUGACUUAUAAGAAGAUUUUUCUAAACUCUUUUGUAGAAGUAAUUUUUGGCUAAUUAUCAGUUUUUAGUACAAAUAACUGUUAAAUCUCUGUGCCGGUGGAUAAUGAGUUCGUGAUUGUGAACGUAUACAUCUUGGAGUCUAACACAGAUCACAUUCCAGUCCAGUCGCUGACAAAGAUGCAACAUUCAUAGCAUUAGGAUAAUCUGCAAACAUCACUCAAAAUGGGCCCACCUCUGAACACGUGGCCUUACAGUCAUCCUAGAUACAAAGCGGUACCAAACGACUCCGAAGAAGAAAAUAGAGUGCUACCAAGUGACAGUUAUAUUUACGCAAAGUGUUCGAUAUUAAGCAUCGUUAAUAAUUUUCGUGUGAUAUGUUUAAAUUUUACUGUUGCUUUAAUAUUUUUUCAAGUGUUUUUAAAUUUGAACUCUGUCGCCGCGGGUCCGGUGAUACUUAAUUUGGAUUAUUUACAAGGUCCAGUGCCACUAGCUAGAAAUAUAAGACACUUGCCAUGCAUAUCAAGAAGAUCAGCUCAAGAGGGUUUAUGCAUGUUUGCCAUAGAUUGCCUUAAAGCAAACGGUACUCACUUAGGAACCUGUAUUGACCGUUUCUAUUUCGGUUCAUGUUGCCAAAUACCCGAUAAAAGUAUAAUUCCACAAAUCGUCGAAAAUAUCGAUGAUAAUUCGAUUGACGGUGCAAAUUUCGUUCAUCCACAAUUAGAAGAUAAAAUCCAUGGUAUAGGAAACAAAGUAACUAGUGAAGCGACAAAGAAACCGUCUACAGAAAAGGUCAUUGAACUUACAACAGAAUCUCGGGUAUCAGAGAGCUCACAUGAUAGAACUGAUCCUGAUGUAUUAGAAACCAAAUCCGAUGAAAUAACAACGCUCGAUAACAAAAUUGAAAACGAUGAAAAUAAAUUGCAUACAACAAUAACCUUAGAUUUAGCGCAAAAACAAACUACAAAGGUUACACAAGAUGACAUACCAGUUACAGAUGUACCAAUUAAACUUUCAACGUUCCAAACAGUAUCUAGUAACAUUGGGAAUUUUGGAACGGAUAAAAUCAAGAAUGAUGAAAUAGAAAAUAUUACUACGGUUGUACCGACCACUACUACUAAAUCACCUGUAACAACUACUAAAGGGACCACUAAGCCUUUAGCAUCUAGGAAACCUGUAAAACCUCCAUUCAAGCCAAGACCUACGCUUCGGCCUAUAACUAAUUUCACGAGACCACAAUUUAGUCCAAGCGGCAAACCGAGACCGACAAAACCAAUUUCAGUAUAUAACUCAACAAGAAAACCUCCAUAUAAAACCCCACCAAAAAGGCACUCUACCAAAAAACCAUUACCAUCACCACCUAGAUUAAAUAUAACGAUAAUUCCUCAAUCAUCUAGUGCAAGGCCGCUCUUUACUAGGCCUUCAUCACCUGUCAUCACCUUCAUUAAUUCAACUAAUUCAAAGACAGAAGAAAUUCCUACAACCACCACUACCACUUCAACAACUACCACCACAACUAAACGGCCUACAACAUUAACUACAACCACGACAACAGUAGCACCAACAGAACGCAGCACAGAAGCACCAGAAACAACUAUUUAUGAUUCUCCAACUACUGAAAUUAUCACAGAAAAACCUACAACUAAGCCAGUAGCUGUUGCUAUAGAAGUAACUCAGGAAAGUGUACCGAUAGAAUCAGAGAAAGAAGCGAUAACAGAAACGAUAACUGAAAGGGAAACUGUUAAACCAGUGGCUGAGACAACAUUAUCGAUAACUACGCCAAAUUUAGCACCAUCAACUGAAUAUCCGCCAUUAGUGACCUGGUCCAGUACCGUCGACGCUGCAACUAAAGCACCAGAUGUAGCGACCACGGCUUCGGAUGAAGUAUGGUCGCCUAUAACGCCACCCGAAGGCUGGGUUUUAAUAUCAACUUUAGAACCGAAACCUGAUACAACAACAUCUACAACACCCACUACCACUACUACUACAACUCCUAUUACAACCACGACUUCUACCACAAGUACUAAGACUACCACGACAACAACUCCUUUAACAACUACAACAACACUCACAACAACUACAACAACACCCUCAACCACUACAACAGCACCCUCAACAACUACAACACCCUUAACAACUACAACAACACCUUCAACAACUACAACGGUAGCACCGUCAACAACAGUAGAAACAUCACCAACUCAGCAACUUUCAUCAGAAGCAACCUCGCCUUUAGUUGAGAGUACAACAACAGAAAAAUUAACAUCUUACAUACCGACAAGUUCAACAACAGAAACUAUCACUACAACAACAACAAGCUCACCGACCUCAGAAGUACCAUCACCAACAUCAGUGUUGACCGAGGCACCGUUACUUGAAUUCACUGUUAAUGUAACUUUGUCGCCAACUGUUCCAACGUCAACACCAAGCUUGACGUCAGAAAAUGUUACAACGGCCACAAACUUUAACGUUACUGAUACUACGACACUGGGAGUAUCUGAAAAUGAGACAACAACAGUAUCUCUGAAUGCUACAUCGCAGACAACAAUUAGCCCUGAAACCAUCAAUAUGUCUGAUUACAAAGAUGUAUGCGGUCGGCGGCUUUGGCCUCAGGGGCGCAUCGUCGGCGGGACCAAGUCAAGCUUCGGCCAGUGGCCCUGGCAGAUCUCACUGCGUCAGUACAGAACCUCUACGUACCUCCACAAGUGCGGUGCUGCACUUUUGAAUGAAAAUUGGGCCAUCACAGCAGCGCAUUGCGUUGAACAUGUUCCACCAUCAGAGCUGCUCGUGCGACUAGGAGAGCAUGACUUAGCGACAGAGGACGAGCCCUACGGGUUCGCGGAGCGACGUGUACAGAUCGUCGCCAGCCAUCCGCACUUCGACCGGAACACAUUCGAAUACGAUUUAGCAUUGCUCAGGUUCUACGAGCCAGUGGCAUUCCAGCCGAAUAUCCUCCCAGUGUGUGUGCCGGACAACGAUGAUGACUACGUAGGCAAGACUGCUUACGUCACCGGCUGGGGAAGACUGUAUGAUGAGGGUCCUCUGCCGACGGUACUACAAGAAGUACAAGUGCCGGUGAUCAACAACUCCGCGUGCGAGGCGAUGUACCAGGCGGCGGGGUACACGGAGCACAUACCUAACAUCUUCAUCUGCGCUGGAUGGAAGUCUGGAGGCGCGGACAGUUGUGAAGGAGACAGCGGUGGGCCAAUGGUAGUACAGCGCGAGCGAGACGCGCGCUUCGUACUGGGCGGCGUCAUCUCGUGGGGCAUCGGCUGCGCGGAGCCCAACCAGCCCGGCGUCUACACGCGCAUCUCCGCAUUCCGCGACUGGAUCAACCAGAUACUGCAGUUCUAAAACCGUCACAUUCUGAAGUUCUAGAACUUACCAUCGCUCUUUGUUAAGAAGAUGUGAGAACUACGCGGUAUCAAUAACUUCAGCCAUUCUGAAUAUGUCCGUGUAUGGUGUUACGAUAGUUGUAAAAUGUUACAACACACUUUCAUAAGAGCGUAAUAUUGAAAUCAACGCAUCUAUACAAACGUAAAUUGCAACGUUUUUCUAUAUUUUACUCACUGUCCUGUGUCAAUUUAGUUAGCAUUCCAGUUUUUAAUUCAAAAAUUUAAUGUUUUCAGUUUCAUAUUGUUUUUACAAUCUUAAACUUAGUGUAACUCUAAUGUUAAGUACAUUGAAUAAUUGCUCAUCAAAACGGAUACAAGUAGAAAACCAUAUUUAUAAGUGUCGAUAAGUAAUUUAUGUUAAGCUUGCGUUUUUAUUAUGAAAUUGUA
Molecule: messenger RNA, 3908 nt
Organism: Papilio polytes (common Mormon)
Lineage: Eukaryota; Metazoa; Arthropoda; Insecta; Lepidoptera; Papilionidae
Gene: Np
Product: serine proteinase stubble
Exons: 10
Coding region: 352-3480 (1042 amino acids)
Biological process (GO): proteolysis
Molecular function (GO): serine-type endopeptidase activity
Source: RefSeq, a predicted model, not a curated record